Eruca vesicaria subsp. sativa (arugula) is the source of this 1401-nucleotide messenger RNA. NCBI's taxonomy places the organism in Eukaryota, Viridiplantae, Streptophyta, Magnoliopsida, Brassicales, Brassicaceae. The record is from the annotation of a GenBank genome assembly.
AAUCACUUUAUGUCCGAAAAUCCCGAAGACUUUUAUUUAUUACGGAUCUCAAACAUUCACUAACCAAACAAAACACAAAAGUAACAACAACAAACAACCUCUCUCUCCAACCACCACCACCGUCACCGUCAUCAAAAAUGGGGAAAGGAGGCACACUCAGCGACACCGUAAUAAAAAAAAUCAUCCUCUCAUACAGCUACGUAGCGAUAUGGAUCUUCCUAAGCUUCACAGUCAUCGUCUACAACAAAUACAUCCUCGACAAGAAGAUGUACAACUGGCCUUUCCCGAUCUCACUCACCAUGAUCCACAUGUCCUUCUGCUCAACCCUCGCUUUCCUCCUCAUCAAAGUCUUUAAAUUCGUCGAGCCUGUGUCCAUGUCUCGCGACACUUACCUCAGAUCCGUUGUCCCUAUAGGAGCUUUGUACUCUCUCUCCCUCUGGUUAUCAAACUCCGCUUACAUCUACCUCUCUGUCUCCUUCAUACAGAUGCUCAAAGCUCUCAUGCCUGUGGCGGUUUAUUCCAUCGGUGUCUUGUUGAAGAAGGAAGGGUUUAAAUCGGAUACUAUGGUUAAUAUGUUGUCUAUCUCGUUCGGUGUAGCGAUUGCUGCUUAUGGUGAAGCGAGGUUUGAUGUGUUUGGUGUGAUUCUUCAGCUUGGUGCUGUUGCUUUUGAAGCUACACGUUUGGUUUUGAUUCAGAUCUUGCUUACAUCUAAAGGCAUCACGCUUAAUCCCAUCACGUCUUUGUAUUACGUUGCUCCUUGUUGUUUAGCGUUUUUGUUUUUCCCUUGGAUCUACGUUGAGUUUCCUGUGCUUAGAGACACGUCUAGCUUCCACUUUGAUUACGCUAUCUUUGGGACGAACUCGUUGUGUGCGUUUGCGUUGAAUCUUGCUGUGUUUCUUCUUGUUGGGAAGACUUCUGCUUUGACGAUGAAUGUUGCUGGUGUGGUUAAAGAUUGGUUAUUGAUUGCUUUCUCGUGGUCUGUGAUUAAGGAUACUGUGACUCCUAUUAAUCUUUUUGGGUAUGGGAUUGCGUUUUUGGGAGUUGCGUAUUAUAAUCAUGCCAAGUUGCAGGCGUUGAAGGCUAAUGAGGCUCAGAAGAAGGUUCAGCAAGGGGAUGAGGAGAGUGGGAGGUUGUUGGAAGAGAAGGAAGGUGGUGGUGGUGAAGGUAAGAAGAUUGAGUCUGAGAACUAAGUGAAAAAGAGAGACUUUACUCAUAAGAUAUAAUAAGAGCAUGGAAGUGAAGUAUGCUUCUUGUGGAACUCUAUUAGGUGGCUUUUGAUCAUAAUGAUUUGCUCAUAGGUAGUCAUGUCUUCUUGUUUUUUUUUUCUAGCUAUUUUCUCUUUUGGUAUUGUUUUCUUUCAAGCUAUUUUAUGAUUACAAGGGUGUUACAAAAACCUCUGUU